Messenger RNA from Hemiscyllium ocellatum (epaulette shark), 9738 nucleotides. Its product is annotated as slit homolog 3 protein-like. Gene Ontology annotation, biological process: axon guidance; negative chemotaxis. NCBI's taxonomy places the organism in Eukaryota, Metazoa, Chordata, Chondrichthyes, Orectolobiformes, Hemiscylliidae. The record is from RefSeq and is a predicted model, not a curated record. The transcript is spliced from 37 exons. The coding region runs from base 259 to 4815 and encodes 1518 amino acids. Gene Ontology annotation, molecular function: calcium ion binding; heparin binding; Roundabout binding.
AAAAAACCCAACACACACAGAGAGAGCAGUGUGCAGAGCUGGGAAAUGUAAAAGGUAACUUCAAGAACCUAAUAACAAUCAGAAGUAGCAGAAGGAAUAAGGAAACAUCGCCAGGGGUUUAACAACAAGCAGGGAAAAAACACAAAGGCAAGAUUGAAGCGAAGGAAGCUCACUCCCUGACAUGUAUGCUUGAAGAACUUGUACAGAAAUCUGUGCAAGAUUCAAGUCUCUCUUGCAAUUCUUUCUGCAUCCUCCCGAAUGGCGAGAUUUAAAGACAGAUUUCCAGGAUCUGUGCUGCUCACCCUUCUCUUCUGUGGAUUUUGCACCCACGCCUGCCCCAGUCGCUGUGUCUGCUCUGGAUCCAACGUGGAUUGUCAUCAUUUGGGAUUAAAGGCUGUCCCGAGAGGAAUACCCAGGAAUACUGAGAGACUUGAUCUGGACAAGAACAACAUCACACGGAUUUCAAAGAUGGACUUUGUUGGGCUGAAGAAUCUCCGGGUUUUACAUCUUGAGGAAAACCAGAUCAACGUAAUUGAAAGAGGAGCCUUUCAGGAUCUGAAGCAAUUGGAAAGACUGCGGCUCAACAAGAAUAAACUCCAGGUACUUCCUGAGCUACUCUUCCAAGGCACCCCCAAGCUCUCCCGGCUCGACUUCAGUGAGAACCGAAUCCAAGCUCUUCCCCGUAAAGCAUUCCGUGGUAUUGUUGACAUCAAAAACCUGCAGCUGGACAAUAACCACAUAAGUUGUAUAGAGGAUGGAACGUUCAGAGCUCUGCGUGACCUGGAGAUUCUGACUCUCAACAAUAACAACAUCAGCCUUAUCCCAUUGACCAGUUUCAACCACAUGCCAAAACUAAGGACUUUGCGGUUUCACUCCAAUAACUUGAUCUGUAACUGCCACUUGGCCUGGCUUUCAGAUUGGCUGCGGCAACGCCGUCCUAUUGGUCAAUACGCCCAGUGCGCUGGCCCUAUUCACCUAAGAGGCCUCUACGUUGCUGAUGUUCCAAAGAAAGAGUUUACUUGCAGCGGGCCACAGUCCACCGAGACUCAGUCGUGCAAUGCCCAUGCUACAUCAUGUCCGCCAGCGUGUGUGUGCAGCAACAACAUCGUGGACUGCCGAGGGAAAGGGCUGACCGAAAUCCCGGUCAGCCUUCCGGAAAACAUCGUGGAAAUACGCUUAGAACAGAAUUUGAUCAAGACUGUGGGAGCUGGUGCCUUUAGCCAGUAUAAGAAGCUCAAACGCUUAGACCUGAGUAAGAACCAAAUCUCAGAGAUUGCAGCAGAUGCAUUCCAAGGACUCCGGUCACUCACCUCACUUGUCCUGUAUGGAAACAAGAUUACUGAAAUCCCCAAGGGUCUGUUUGAUGGGCUGAUAUCGAUUCAGCUGCUGUUGCUAAAUGCCAACAAGAUUAACUGUUUGCGUGUGAACACCUUCCAGGACCUGCAGAACCUCAAUCUCCUUUCAUUGUAUGACAACAAACUCCAGACCAUCACAAAGGGACUGUUUACACCGCUCCGUUCCAUUCAAACCCUCCACUUGGCCCAGAAUCCUUUUGUGUGCGAUUGCCAUCUGAGGUGGCUAGCUGACUACCUCCACAACAAUCCGAUUGAGACUAGCGGUGCCCGCUGCACCAGCCCACGCCGACUGGCCAACAAACGGAUCAACCAGAUCAAGGCCAAGAAGUUCCGAUGUUCAGGAUCGGACGACUACCGGACCAAGCUCACUGGUGACUGCUUCAUGGACAUGGUGUGCCCUGAGAAAUGUCGCUGUGAGGGCACCGUUGUGGACUGCUCCAACCAAAAGCUCACCAGGAUACCCACUCACAUCCCAGAAUACACCACUGAACUGCGACUGAAUGACAAUGAACUGACGAUCUUGGAGGCAACAGGUAUCUUUAAGAAGCUGCCAAACCUGCGGAAAAUAAACCUGAGCAACAACAAGAUCAGAGAUAUCCGGGAGGGAACAUUCGAAGGGGCGUCAGGAGUCUUGGAAUUGUUGCUGACUGGAAAUGAACUGGAAAUGGUCCAUAGCCGAAUGUUUGCUGGUCUCUCUGGACUCAAGACACUGAUGCUGCGGAAUAACCGGAUCAGUUGUGUCAACAAUGACACUUUCACUGGCCUUAGUUCUGUCCGGUUGCUGUCACUGUACGAUAACCGGGUCACCACCAUCACCCCUGGAGCUUUCAACACCCUCCAUUCUCUCUCCACCAUCAACCUUUUGGCCAAUCCCUUCAAUUGUAACUGUCACCUGGCCUGGUUGGGGCGGUGGCUGAGGAAGAGAAGGGUCGUCAGUGGAAACCCACGCUGUCAGAAACCGUUCUUCCUCAAGGAAAUCCCGAUCCAGGAUGUGGCUGUUCAGGAUUUCACCUGUGACGUGGAUAACAACGAGAGCAGCUGCCUGCCAGGGCUGCACUGUCCUGAACUCUGCAGCUGUGUUGACACGGUGGUCAGAUGCAGUAACAAAGGAUUUCGCACCCUACCAAAAGGCAUUCCCAAAGACGCAACUGAGCUAUACUUGGAAGGGAAUCAGCUGAUGUCAGUCCCCAAAGAGCUCUCUAACUACAAGCAUUUAUCACUCAUAGAUUUAAGCAACAACAGUAUCAGCGUGCUGAGCAAUUCUAGCUUCAGCAACAUGUCCCAGCUCUCAACACUAAUUUUGAGCUACAACCGACUGCGGUGCAUUCCCGUCCAUGCUUUUGAUGGUCUGAAAUCUCUGAGGUUGUUGACCCUACAUGGUAAUGACAUCUCCACCAUUCCUAACGGAGCAUUCAGUGGUCUAUCGUCACUUUCUCACCUUGCCCUUGGGGCUAAUCCUUUGUACUGUGAUUGUAGCCUGCGCUGGCUAUCUGAAUGGGUGAAGACAGGCUACAAGGAACCAGGAAUUGCUCGCUGCACCGGGCCAGAGGAAAUGAACGAGAAACUCCUUCUAACAACGCCUACAAACAAGUUUCACUGCAAAGAUCCACUGAACAUUGCUAUCAAAGCCAAAUGCAACCCCUGCCUGUCCAGUCCUUGCAAAAACAAUGGGACCUGUAACAGUGACCCCACUGAGUUCUUCAGAUGUACUUGUCCCUAUGGGUUUAAGGGCCAGGAUUGUGGUGUUCCCAUCAACGCCUGUAUCAACCACGCAUGCCAAAAUGGAGGAACCUGUCGCCUCACUGAGGGGGAGAAGCAUGGAUUCAGGUGCCUUUGUCCUGCAGGUUUUGAAGGGCAGCUGUGUGAGAUAAAUCCUGAUGACUGUGAGGAUAAUGACUGUGAAAAUAAUGCCACUUGUGUCGAUGGAAUCAAUAACUACGCCUGUCUUUGCCCGCCUAACUACACAGGAGAACUAUGUGAAGAGGUGAUAAACUACUGUGUUCCAAGCCAUAAUCCUUGCCAGCAUGGCUCCAAAUGUAUCUCAAAGGACAGGAAGUACAGAUGUGAGUGCUUGCCUGGAUACACUGGUGAAAACUGCCAAACUGAUUAUGACGACUGUGUGGAAAAUAAGUGUCGGCACGGUGCACAAUGUGUUGAUGCUGUUAAUGGUUACACAUGUGUCUGCCCCACUGGCUUCAGUGGGUUGUUCUGUGAGAUCCAUCCACCCAUGGUCCUGCCCCGUACCAGUCCCUGCGACAAUUACGACUGCCAGAACGAGGCUCAGUGCAUUGAGGUACAUAAUGAACCCGUCUGCCAGUGCCUGGCUGGCUUUGCAGGACAGAGGUGUGAGAAACUUGUCACCGUCAACUUUAUCGGGAAGGAUUCUUACGUGGUGCUGCCAGCCUCCCAGGUUCGGCCGCAGGCAAAUAUCUCACUCCAGGUUGCAACAGACAAGGACAAUGGUUUACUGCUGUACAAAGGUGACAAUGACCCUCUGGCGCUAGAACUCUACCAAGGACAUGUUCGGCUGAUAUAUGAUGCUUCAAGCUAUCCCCCUACCACUGUGUACAGUGUGGAGACAAUCAACGACGGACAAUUCCACACCGUCGAGUUAAUGAUGAUGAACCAAUCGCUGAGCCUGGUUGUGGACAAAGGAACUCCCAGGAGCUUGGGGAAGCUACACAAACAGCCGACUCUGAGUCUGAACUCCCCGCUGUAUAUUGGAGGCAUCCCCCCAGUCUCGGGGAUGGCAGCACUCCGCCAAGGACCUGACCGCAGCCUCAAUGGCUUCCAUGGCUGCAUUCACGAUGUGCGCAUCAAUAACGAGCUGCAGGACUUCAGGAGCUUGGCCCAGAUGCCCCUGGGCGUCUCUCCGGGAUGCAGGUCCUGCAACGUCUGCAAACACGGCGUGUGCCACUCGCUCGACCAGUCCAGCAUCACCUGUGAUUGCCAUCCUGGGUGGACAGGGCCGCUGUGUGACCAGGAAACCCAGCACCUCUGUCCUAACAACAGGUGCGUUCAUGGAACAUGUGUAAUGUCUGACUCCACAUACCGCUGUGUGUGCAAGGAUGGCUAUGUUGGCAAGCUCUGUGAUAAAGGCCAACUGACAGACAACUGUCAGAAUCUGAAGUGCGACCAUGGCCGCUGUAAGAUAUCUGGUCAAGGGGAGCCAUAUUGUGAGUGUGAUACCAACUUUACCGGAGAAACCUGCCAAACAGAGCUCCUCUGUCAAAAGGAAAUGUUUCGCGAUGUCUAUCGUAAGCAGCAAGGCUACGCCUCAUGCCAGACCACGGUUAAAGUCCCUCGGCUGGAAUGCAAGGGAAGCUGUGCCAAUGGGGAGUGCUGUGUGCCACUACGUAGCAAGCGACGGAAAUAUGUCUUCCAGUGCACAGACGGCUCCUCGUUUGUGGAAGACGUUGAGAGGGUUGUUGACUGCGGCUGUGGGAGUUGUUCUUUGUAGGGGCCCCGAAACAGGAAGUGGAGGCUCAACAACAGCAUGCACCUGUGACAAGUAUUGAACCCUUUAACUCUCAUAGUGGACCAAAAGAAAUGGAAAUAUAUUGUAAGAUAACAAAUAGAACCUAUUUUUAUUAUUAAAAAAAAGGACUAUUUUCUUCAGGUAUUACUAAAAUAUAUCACAUCACCUGGGUAUGUAUACCAUACUUUGUUACCUUUGCAAGAUGUUUUGUUUUCUGUUUUAUUAACCUGACGGAGAUAUUCUGGAAAAAGCUUGCUCAAUUGGUUAAUGUGAAAGUGUUUGAAGGACCUGUUAUAUUACUGUCCAACUGACUUAAGCUUUUGAAGAAAGGAACGUCGCUGAAUACCAAUUGGCUCUUCAUUUUACUGUAGCCUCCAUCAUCCUUCCUGACCCCUGUGUUGUUGUCCAAGGGACUUUCACGUGACUGUCAAUACAGUGUAAUCAAUACUCUUCAGAUCCCUGCUAACUUGCUGUCUCCGAUUUAAUAGCCAUAAUGCUAAUGAAGCUGUGUAACUGCCAGCAGCUUCUACCAUCCACACUUGCACAGUUAAACGCAGAAAUCCAUGAGUUGUUGACAGUGGCUCUCUGCUCCUCCAUGGAGCACUGUUGAAGUUGUUACGGACCAGAUUUAUUACUGACCAACAAAACAAAAAUCAUUGGACUGAUCAGGACCUCCACUAUUUUUCAUGUUGUCAUUUUUAAAUGGAUUUUUUAAUGCUUUUUAAAGUUUGAAAUUAUUGCUAAACAACUUCUCUGAUCCUCAAUCACAAGUCUUUUUUUCCAUUUGUCAGUAUCACAAUUCUGUGAUGUCUGGAAAUCUGUCUCCAAUUUUAUUUCAUUCUCCAUGAAAUUAUGUGCAACAAUCACAGAUAAUCAGUGCUUUUACCUCUCUGACUUGAUGUCUAUGGGAAUUCGCCAAUGUAUUUGGCUAUUUGGUUGAAUUAAUUAUAUCAUUGGUGCAGGAGGUUGUCUUGACUUGGUGUUAUGAACCAGACCAGACCCCCUUAAAAUAUUUUAAGAAGGUAGCCUAGACCCUAAUUUUUUCUUAUUUUAAAGGUAAAUGUCAGGUGCUGUGUUCCAGAUGCAAUUCAAUUGGUCAAACUAUGCGACAUUAAGCAAAGCACAAUUUAUUCAAACACUGUAGUUAAAUUCCAACAAAAGGAAGAAGAACUUAGAAUAACAACUCUAUUGGAAAAUGUAACAAAUAGUAGAUACAGUAACCAUUACUAAUUAACAGUUCCUAUAUAGUAACCACAUAAACACCCCCCUGGCAAAAGACAAAUUCAGAAAACAAAUUUUGACUAAUGCAAUCCAGUAACCUAAGAAGACAGCCCUCAGCUUUUAGCUGUAAUCGAGAGAGGGAAAAAUAGCUUCCACUUCUUCAAGACGCCAACAGCAACAGCUGCUGAAAACUAAAAAUCCUUGGUUCUGUGGGUGGGAGCUUGACCACACCCAUCCAUGCUGCUUCUAUUGUUCCAACUUCAAAAAAAAAAGACCCAAGGCUUCACAAGUUGUUUAUUUUCUCAUAGGAUGCCUAGUACUUGUUCCCCAAUCUAUCUCUCUCUGUCUAUCUAUCUAUCUAUUUGAAAGGACAAAACACACCUCUUAAAGCCACGGCAUCGGCACAUUUGGCACUGCAAUUAAGUUAAUGCUGGAGAAGAUAGAAUUGGUAAGAUGUGGAUAGUUAAAUCUUUGUUGACAGCUUUCUUUGAGGUCAGUGUUAAGCACUGUCUCUUCAUUCCAAAUCAUAAAAUACAGGCCACUGUUAACAAUAACGUUGUGAAGCAUACUGUGGAAACCCAAUGACAUAAUACAGUGUAAAAUCCAUUUCAGAUACCUAACAAUAUGCGCACAAUGUGAAGCAGAUAUCCAAAAAUGAGAAAACAUUGUCAAUCAUUCUAUAAGGAAACAAAUAACAUAUAGACCACACUAGAUUUCCAGUAACUUUGACAAUAGGAUACAGUUUAUUACAGAUUUUCAGUAACCAAGUAGAAAAUAUACACACUGAAUUUACACACAUAACCUAAACACUGUGCAACGUAUUGAAGAUAUCCAAUACUGUAUUGACAUUGUAUGGAAUGCACUUUUGUUACUGAGCAUAGAGUACGGCGUAGUCAUCCAAUACCAGAUCAUAAAAAUUUUACAAUGUGGAAAUAAGCCAUUGAGUCCACACUGACUCUGUGAAGUGUAUCCCACACCAUCCCUUUAACCCAAUAUUUCUCAUGGUCAAUCCACCUAACCUGCACAUCUUUGGCCUGUGGGAGAAAACCAGGGCACUUGGAGGCAAUCCACACAGACAUGGGGAGAAACUACAAACUCCACACAGCCAGUUUCACCCAAGGCUGGGAUUGAAUCCAUGGUGCUGGGAGGCAGGCGUGCUAACCACCGUGUUGCCCUCUGAAGAGCUAUGAAUCUUCCACAGUUCCCCGUCAGACUACUGCAUGCAGUAUCCCAAUUGGUUGAAGAAUACAAGAGUUUAUUUUGAAAACUUCCAGAGAUUAAAAACAGGACCAAUCAGGAAAUAAACAAAAACACAGAUUAGCCUUGCAGAUAGCCCGUAGGGCACCAUUUGCACACUUGGAGCUGACCCUGUACAAACAUCACCUGAGAGGUGUUUAUUAUUCUCGAGUCAUAGAGUUGUAGAGCAUGGAUCAGACCCUUCGGUCCAACUAGUCCCAUUUGCCUGCAUUUGGCCCAUCUCCUAAUACCAUUUAAUCAAGAGCUUUUCAUCUCUGGCUAACAUGAUUAAAGGUCUAGACCUCAAAGCUCUUGCCAUAGCUCAGUGGUCCUCAAGCAGAAAGUAAUGCUCUUUUAUCCAUUAGACCGUGUUGCCAGACAUUAGGUCAUACUGUUGAGGAAACAUAUAUAAAAUUUAAUUCUGAUAACCAUAGUGCAUGCAAUAGAGGAGAUUACACAUCUGCACAGACGUUGGGCUUGAUUCUUUACCGUGACACACCAAAGCAAUGUAAAACUGGACUGUGUUAUGUGAUGUCUGAGCAUCGUAUUGAUUUUCUGUCUCAUAUUGCUGCCCCCAAGGUAUCUGCUAUCUCAAAUGUCUCACAUGUGCCAAUCCCUGUUCUUAUUAUCUGCUCUUGAGGAUUUGGGUAUCAGACAUUUAAGCUUCCAGGAGAUGAAGAUUUAUUAUUUGCUGAGUACAAUUCAGCUGCUUGGGCCAAUGAUUUACAGAGCAUUAAGCAUAAACAUCGAAGAGGAAGAGCCGCACAAUAUGGUUUUGAUGCAAGUGAUGGAUGACAGCAAGUGUUGAAUUUUCUUUCGAGAGUUUAAUGUGGAAAUAAAUCAGUUUGGUCCAAACAAAGGCUUUAACUGCAAGGAAUUCCUAUGCUGAUGUCCCAGAGUUCCAAUCAUAUACAUAGCAUUCUGAUAAAUGGAAGAACUAACGACUUGUGUACCAUAUUACUUGCAGUGGUAAGACAAUGAUCAGUCAACAAGGAGAUCAGGGAUUUCAGGAUCUAGUGCUCCCCAUCAGAUGAUUCCCAUUGACGUAACUCACCACAACCCACCUAUUGCUCAUGUAGAGCUCAUCUAUUGAAGAGAUUUGCGUGUGUGGGACAGUGGAUUUAUAGAGGUUUAGAGAUUGCUCACCCACUUCAUUAAAAAGUAUAAAGAAAUCGAAGAGAAAAGACAAUUGACUGUUGUAUUGACCUAAAAAUCCAAUCACUAUCUACUGCAAUUAACCUAGUGCCUUACAUUUAGCUGAAGUAUUACCAAAGUGCAAUUUUUGCUGCAUUGAUCUAAGUGCCUGAGCAUCCACACAAUGCCUUAUACCUUAACCUGAGGGAAAGUCCUAGCAUCAAUCCAAUGCCUAAUAAAUUAAGCUGAGAAACCUUACAGUCAACCCAAUGCCUUACAUGUUAAUCUGAAAGUCUUACAGGAACCCAAUGCCUUAUGCCUUAACAUUAGGACCUUACAAUUGACCUCAUGCCUUGUACAUUAAGCUGAGGGAGAAAAUUGGCAUCAACACAAUGCCUGACAAACUGAGAGCCCUUAAGGUCAACCCAAUGCCUUACACAUUAACCUAAAAGUCUUACAAUGUCUUGUGCCUUAAGAUAAGUACCUUCCAAUCCACCCAAUGCCUUAUGCAUUAAACUGAGGACUUACAGUCAACCUUAUGUUUUAUAUGUUAACCCAAGAGCUGAAAAGUCAAAAUAAUGCCUUACACAUUGAGUAUCUUCUCACAGAACAUCCUAAAUACACUGAAGGGCAUCUCAUAGUAAUGGUUGUUUAACUCUGCAGCACUGAAGGCUGUGAUGUGCUACUCCCAGCGAACCCAGUAUCAAUUGCACUCGUAUGAUUGCCAAUUUCUUUAGCAAUUAAUCUUUUACAUAUCAAUCCAGUAUUUGCAACCACUCAUCAAAAUUGUCAACCUGGUGUGUAUGGAUCUAAAAGUCCAAUGGUACGUGAUAAAUGCACACCUUUACAUCACUUCUGUAAUCAGUGAAGGUUCCUUUGCGGCUUACAUACUAUAGGGAAACGAGGUGAGAUUUAGUAUAUUUCAUACUGGAAACCAUCACCAAGGUGUUGACAGGCUUCAGACAGUACAACUUCCAUUCUGGAUGGAAGUAUGGUCAGAAAGAGUGAGGCAAAACGUGAGACUUCAUCUUUAAUGGCUACAAACAACAAUUCCUGUCUCCUUACACCAUGCCCAUUUAUUCUAUCUGUCUACUGUGAGAUGUAGCAGCAGAAGUGGAUACAGGAAGUCUGACUCUGACUCGUUCUCCCUGAUAAUGACCACAAGGAAAUAAACCUCUUGAGCAGUUUACAACUUACAGGUGUUUAACCCUUUAUUCUUUGUUUUACAAAAAUAUGUACAUUUUAAUGUUAUAUAUUUUGUGAAAUACUAUGUCUUGUACAAAACAAUAAAUGAAAGUGUUUGCACCAAAAAAA